This is a messenger RNA of Calidris pugnax (ruff), 734 nucleotides long. RefSeq names its product feather beta keratin-like. NCBI's taxonomy places the organism in Eukaryota, Metazoa, Chordata, Aves, Charadriiformes, Scolopacidae. Gene Ontology annotation, molecular function: structural constituent of cytoskeleton. Gene Ontology annotation, cellular component: intermediate filament. The transcript has a single exon. The coding region runs from base 1 to 315 and encodes 104 amino acids. The record is from RefSeq and is a predicted model, not a curated record.
AUGGCCUGCUACGACCUCUGCCGCCCCUGCGGACCCACCCCGCUGGCCAACAGCUGCAACGAGCCCUGUGUCAGGCAGUGUGAGGCCUCCCGCGUCGUCAUCCAGCCUUCCACCGUGGUGGCCACCCUGCCAGGACCCAUCCUCACCUCCCACCCCCAGAGCACCUUCGUCGGAUCCUCCGCAUCGGCUGCCGUGGGCAACGAACUCAGCGCCCAGGGAGUGCCCGUCUCCUCCGGUGGCUUUGGCUACGGCUUCGGCUACGGCUUGGGAGGCCUGGGUGGAUGCUAUGGCGGAAGAGGCUGCAACAUCUGCUAAGGGUACUGGCCACCAACCCUGACACCCUGGAAGCCAUGCAUGGAUGGAAGUUUCUAGUUUUCGAGAGUUUCUCCUCUCAAGACACCAGGCAAUGAAGCAGGGAAUGGUCCUGUCCGAGAUGCAUGUAAACAGAUACCUUGGAUCUCCUCCUCUUAUCCCACUUUCUUAUUUUCAUCACCCCUUCUCUUACAUCUACUUGUCUCUGGUACAAAAACCUUCUCACAAGUCAUGGCUCACCGGGGACCUCUAGUGGGCUACUCCCACGUACGGGCAGGAAGACCUCGGUGCUCUGUGAAGAUCUGCUGCAUGCAAGGGACCACAGAUGAUGGUUGUCCCCCCUUCCCUUCAGACCAGCUCCAUUCCACUUGGUGCUCCUGCCUUUGCACUCUUUUCCCCUCAAUAAAGUUCUCCUGCAUCCC